AUGAUCCCAAAACUGUCAAGCGAACCCGCGACGUGGCCUCACUGGGAAAACUUACUGUUAGCUGAUCCACACUUCGGAAACCCGGAAGGCAUCGACAUUAUCCUAGGAGCAGAGAUAUACGGGCAUCUUCUCGAAGGCUCGAUUAUAAAAGGUCCUUCAAACGCCCCUAUCACUCAGGCAUCAAAACUUGGCUGGAUCUCCGGCCCAACCCACUCUUAUUUAGCAGCCGUCGAGUCUCAAGCUUAUCAUUGUUCAGUAACUCAUGACUUGCAUGAGUUACUGGAACGGUUUUGGCACCAAGAGGAAGUCAGUGGAUUGAAGAAGGAAACUCUGUCCACAACCGAACAAGAUUGCGAAAAUCAUUUCGCCUCCACCCAUUCACGAACCCCAGCCGGAAAGUACGUCGUUCGGCUACCGUUGAAAUUACCGGUCGCUCGCUUAGGGGACUCGAAACCCUCUGCAAUCACUUAUGCUGCGUUCGUGAAGGAGUAUCACAAUUUGCGGCAUAUGACCCGGAUCCCUGACGGCGAACCAGACCCGCCGUGUGUUUUCUAUCUUCCUCAUCAUGGAGUCAUACGAGAGAGUAACUCCACUACCAAACUGCGAGUCGUCUUCAAUGGGUCAUGUAGAGUCGCUAACGGACUGCCCCUCAAUGAGAUCCUCCACACAGGGCCAAAAUUGCAGAAAGAUCUUUUCGAUGUAUUAAUGUGGUUCCGUUGCUUUCGAUUCAUUUACGCCUGUGACAUCGAGAAGAUGUACCGCCAAAUUCUAGUUGAUCCCGAGGAUCAAAUUUACCAGCGAAUUCUGUGGAUAGAAGAUCGCGUACGCAUCCCUUAUCAACUUGCCACUGUUACUUACGGAUUGGCCUGUGCCCCGUAUCUCGCCCUCAGGGUGAUCCAACAGCUGAUCAAAGACGAAGGUCAUAGAUUCCUACUCGCUGUCAGCGUCAUGGAGAACGGACGAUAUGUCGACAACAUCUACGGAGGAGCUGACACCAUCGACGAAGCAAAAGAGACUGCACUGCAGGUGUCUCAGCUCUGCAUGGCGGGCGGCUUUCCGCUGCGCAAAUGGACUAGUAACGAUCCUCACGUAUUGACAACUAUUCCGGCUCAGCACCACAAUCCCAUUCAAGGUCCAUUCAGGACGAUGUCGUUCGCGCCCUCGGAUUAUCAUGGAAUCCACGAUCAGACACUCUCCAUUUCCAUUUCACUCGAUCAAUAUCUGAACACCCAUCGAAACGAGCUGUCCUCUCUUGUAUCGCUCAAUUCUUCGACCCUCUCGGUCUCCUAUCGCCCAUCAUUGUUCGAGCAAAAGUCUUCUUGCAAGAACUCUGGGCAAUAA
Frieseomelitta varia is the source of this 1341-nucleotide messenger RNA. RefSeq lists its product as uncharacterized. The transcript has 2 exons. The record is from RefSeq and is a predicted model, not a curated record. Bases 1 to 1341 code for a protein of 446 amino acids. Lineage: Eukaryota; Metazoa; Arthropoda; Insecta; Hymenoptera; Apidae.